Molecule: messenger RNA, 1461 nt
Organism: Exophiala viscosa
Lineage: Eukaryota; Fungi; Ascomycota; Eurotiomycetes; Chaetothyriales; Herpotrichiellaceae
Product: high-affinity nicotinic acid transporter-like protein
Exons: 4
Coding region: 1-1461 (486 amino acids)
Biological process (GO): transmembrane transport
Cellular component (GO): membrane
Molecular function (GO): transmembrane transporter activity
Source: RefSeq, a predicted model, not a curated record
AUGGAGAAGAAUGCCAAGGAUGCUGCAUUCGACACCACCAGUACUAGUAUCGCUGAAGAUCACGCACUCGGCACCACCACCAUUGCCAUAGACAUUGAUCCCGCAAGGGAAGCAGCAGUACGCAGAAAGUUCGACAUCUAUGUCGUACCGAUUUCCGUCAUCUAUCUUGUCUUAUCCACCCUUGACCGCAACAAUCUGGGAAAUGCUCGUGUCUUUGGCUUCGACGAAGAUGUUGGACUGAAGGGUGGCCAAUUCGGCAAUAUUCAGACGCUGUCUAGCGUCUGCACUGUUCUCUUUGAGGUCCCCUGGGUCCUCGCCACCAGGCGAUGGGGUGCUAAAAAGGCGAUUGGAACUGCGUUUGCUUUGUGGAGUGUCUGUACGCUUGGGACUGCCUUUGUCCAGACGUACGGUCAGACGAUUGCCUGUCGCAUGCUGUUGAAUGCCGCCGAAGCCGGUCUCGCCCAAGCAUUCGCUUUUUUGUUCUCGACCAUCUACCCACGUGAGCUGGCCGGCAAACGGAUCAUGACGACCAACCUCGCCCAGUGUAUUUCUGGAGCCUUCGGCGGGCUCUUCGCGUACGCCGUCCAAACGAUGGGGACGCGGCAUGGUCUUGCUGCCUGGAGGUGGCUCUUCAUCAUCGAGUUCUGUAUCACGGUGGUCAUCUGCGGCGUGGGACUUUUCUUCCUGCCUGGCGAGGUGGAGAAAGCAUGGUUUCUGACCGAGGAGGAGAAGGAGACCAUGCGGCUGAAGAAGGAACGAGACCACAUGAUCCGAGGCCAGGAAAAGUUUGAGCGCAAGUGGAUCAAGAUCGCCCUGACCGACCCCUUCGUCUGGCUUCUCGGUACUGCGUUCUUCACCUCGUCGGUUGCCAUCAAUGGGUUCGGAGUUUUCCUACCCACAAUCAUUGACGGCCUAGGCUAUGCGUCUCUCCAGGUGAAUUAUAUGACCAUCCCAGUCUACGUUCUUGGCGCCAUCUCUCUUUCGAUCCAAGUCUACUAUUCGGACAAGCUCAGGAAGCGAGCAUUCUUCAUCGUCGGAUGCUGUGCACCUGUAGCCAUUGGCUAUCUCAUGUGUGUAUGGUCCAAAGAUAAACAUGUCGGCUAUGCCGGCAUGUUUAUCCUUGUCAUGGGGCUGUAUCCCAUCUCGACUUUGGCUGUGACCUGGAUUACAACGAAUCUAGCUCCCGACACCAAGCGUGCGAUAGGCCAGCCAUUUGCUUACAGCUUGGCCAACGUCUCGAAUUUGAUCUCUGGACAGCUGUAUCCAAGUCAGCAAGGUCCGCGAUACGUUCCAGGCAAUGCCAUCUCGGCCGGUCUCACCAUCGUCGCGGGAUUUCUGUAUGCCUCAUGCUGGUUUCUGCUCAGGAGAAGAAAUGCCAGAAAGGCGAAGAUGAUUGCUGAAGGAGCCACCACCAAUGGUAAAGAAGGGGAUCAGAGCCUUGAUUUCACCUAUAUCCUUUGA